Molecule: messenger RNA, 1264 nt
Organism: Aspergillus aculeatus ATCC 16872
Lineage: Eukaryota; Fungi; Ascomycota; Eurotiomycetes; Eurotiales; Aspergillaceae
Exons: 4
Coding region: 497-1264 (255 amino acids)
Molecular function (GO): oxidoreductase activity
Source: RefSeq, a predicted model, not a curated record
GCCCGUCGUUGUUAGGAUUACAGUACAUUCUAUGGCAAACGGUUUCGAAGCGUAGAGCUUACACGAUCUUUCCUAAAUCUCCCUUCUGAUGGUCGCGGACUCGUGCUCAAGUAUGCUGGGCUCGUAAAUUCAACCAGUCAUCGGAAUAGCUUUCUGUAGACCAUGUGUUUCAAUUGCUGACACAACCAGUGAUUUUCUUCCCUCUCUCAUGCUCGCGUUGUGGUAGUUGCUAGAGCAUGAACAGCACAAUCGGUGACUUCCCUCCCGCAACACGACCGAGCAGCAUCCCUUACCCGAUCAUGACGACCUUAUCGUCACCCCCAUUGGACAUGGGCGGUAUUCGGCAGUAGCCGAUUCUUCAGCCCUUAUAAGUCGUCAGUUCCCCGGCUCUGUGGCCCUCCAAGUCCGUCCAUUUCUUCCCCUCGGACCCUUCCACCUCUGCCUUUCCUCUAAACAACGUACCUCUUUGCCAUUCAGGCCACAUCCGAUCACCACUAUGAGUCUCCCGAUUCCGCCACGCCCGGCGGAUAAUAGCACCUCCCACUCCCUCUGCCUCACGAUCUGCGGCUACCGACGCCCGGGAAUGAGCGAGUUCGACUACCGCCAGCAUAUGACGCAGGUCUCCGCUCCAAUGACCGCAGAUCUGAUGGUCAAGUACGGAGUGAAGCGCUGGACGAUGAUCCACAAUACCACCGAAAGUCGGGCGCUCAUGGAUCAACUGAUCGAUCCGCAGAUGGCCAACAUCGCCGACUUCGAUUGCUUCAGCCAAAUGGUGCUUCACGACCUAGCGGACUACAAGCGGCUGAAAGAGGAUCCCUGGUACCGGGAGCAUCUGGUCGGGGAUCAUGAGAAGUUCGCCGACACGCGGCGCAGCAUGAUGACCAUCGGGUGGGUGACGGAGAUCGUGCGUGAUGGGCAGGUGGUGAAGCACAGCACUAUGCCCCAUCCUAUGGUCGCACCGGCCCUGAGGAGGAGGCGGAGGAGCUCCUUCAACCCGCACGUAGCCGCGGUGAUGACAGGCUCGAUUCUCGCCGGUGCCAUGCUAUCCCUCUCGUUCAUCGCUGUCCCCGUCCUCCUCGACACAACCACUCACCCCCCGCAACUUUUCCACAAGUGGAGCCGACUGUAUCACUAUGGUCACGUCGUGCUCCCCUCCACUGCCAUCCUAACCGGCCUGCUGUACAUCUACGCAGCGGUUUGCCACCACCAAAGGUCCAGCCGAAGCUCCCUUUACUUGGCUGGUUAUGGCGCCCAGCAAUCAUGA